AUGCCUGAAAUAAUUCCGCUUCCGUUUGGAAAGCCGCAGCCUCAGUCCCGCCGCCGCCCGCCGCGUCCGCCCAGCGCCCGCUCCGCGUCCGGACCGGCCCGCGGCUGCCCGCGCCGCGCCAUGGCCACCUCCCCGCAGAAGUCGCCCUCGGUCCCCAAGUCUCCGACUCCCAAGUCACCCCCGUCCCGCAAGAAAGAUGACUCCUUCUUGGGGAAACUCGGAGGGACUCUGGCCCGGAGGAAGAAAGCCAAGGAGGUGUCCGAGCUUCAGGAGGAAGGAAUGAACGCCAUCAACCUACCCCUCAGCCCUAUCCCCUUCGAGUUGGACCCUGAGGACACAAUGCUGGAGGAGAAUGAAGUGCGAACCAUGGUGGAUCCAAACUCUCGCAGUGACCCCAAACUUCAAGAGCUGAUGAAGGUAUUAAUUGACUGGAUUAAUGAUGUGUUGGUUGGAGAGAGAAUCAUUGUGAAAGACCUGGCUGAAGACUUAUAUGAUGGACAAGUCCUGCAAAAGCUUUUUGAGAAACUUGAGAGUGAGAAGCUAAAUGUCGCUGAGGUCACCCAGUCAGAGAUUGCUCAAAAGCAAAAAUUGCAAACUGUCCUGGAGAAGAUCAACGAAACCCUGAAACUCCCUCCCAGGAGCAUCAAAUGGAAUGUGGACUCCGUUCAUGCCAAGAGCCUGGUGGCUAUCUUGCAUCUACUGGUUGCUCUGUCUCAGUAUUUCCGGGCACCAAUCCGACUCCCAGACCACGUUUCCAUCCAAGUUGUUGUGGUCCAGAAACGAGAAGGAAUCCUCCAGUCUCGGCAAAUCCAAGAGGAAAUAACUGGUAACACAGAGGCUUUUUCCGGGAGGCAUGAGCGUGAUGCCUUUGACACCUUGUUUGACCAUGCCCCAGACAAACUCAACGUGGUGAAAAAGACACUCAUCACUUUUGUGAACAAGCACCUGAAUAAGCUGAACCUGGAGGUCACAGAACUGGAAACCCAGUUUGCAGAUGGGGUGUACCUGGUGCUGCUUAUGGGGCUGCUGGAGGGCUACUUUGUACCUCUGCACAGCUUCUUCCUGACCCCGGACAGCUUUGAGCAGAAGGUGUUGAACGUCUCCUUUGCUUUUGAGCUCAUGCAAGACGGAGGGUUGGAAAAGCCAAAACCACGGCCAGAAGACAUCGUCAACUGUGACCUGAAAUCCACACUGCGAGUGCUGUACAACCUGUUCACCAAGUACCGAAACGUGGAGUGAAGGCCGGCCUGGAUCCCUGCUGCCCAGAAGAUCUUGCUAUUGGCAGAAUGGACCAUCCUCCAAACUGCCUUAACCUGCUUAUCCCUGUCUCUCGCUCUGUGCUCUCCCACAAGCCCAGCUACAGCCCCGAGGUAGUGGGACCUGAAAUUAGUAAGGAAACGAUCAAUAACUCAAUGAGUUGACCCACCCCUCCCAAGCCCUGGGGACUGACCCAGCAGUGAGGGUUGGGAAGGUUGUCCCCAUCCGAGUGCCAGGUUCAGAUUUCUGUCUGUGAUCUGGGAACCAGCUUAAGCAAAAGGGGGUCCCCAGAAGAUGAAAAUAAAGACCCUAGUUACCAUU
This is a messenger RNA of Carlito syrichta (Philippine tarsier), 1578 nucleotides long. RefSeq names its product parvin alpha (gene PARVA). Gene Ontology annotation, biological process: establishment or maintenance of cell polarity; cilium assembly; actin cytoskeleton organization. The record is from RefSeq and is a predicted model, not a curated record. Gene Ontology annotation, cellular component: cytoplasm; focal adhesion; actin cytoskeleton. NCBI's taxonomy places the organism in Eukaryota, Metazoa, Chordata, Mammalia, Primates, Tarsiidae. Gene Ontology annotation, molecular function: actin binding.